Molecule: messenger RNA, 3115 nt
Organism: Trachymyrmex septentrionalis
Lineage: Eukaryota; Metazoa; Arthropoda; Insecta; Hymenoptera; Formicidae
Gene: Spag1
Product: RNA polymerase II-associated protein 3
Exons: 11
Coding region: 107-2437 (776 amino acids)
Cellular component (GO): mitochondrion; cytosol
Molecular function (GO): heat shock protein binding
Source: RefSeq, a predicted model, not a curated record
CGAAUCAAAAGGGCGCGUCAGCGAAGACAACCAUCAACGACGUCAGAGUCACGAGAUCAGAGUAGUAAUUCAAGAUCGUCCUCUCCCCACUUUCGCGUUCAUUAUCAUGGGCAACGAAAAGGAGACGGAUAUAAUUAGCGUCGUGGAAAGAAAACCUGAGAAAAAAACUCUGCUCGAGAGAUACAACAUACCGGUGGAAAAUGUCUCGUACGAAUUCAUAUCGCAAUGCACCGAUGGGAGAACACUGGAGCGAAUCGUUCUCAUCUUACGUUCUGGGGAAGAGGGAGACUAUCCAGAUUUGACGAAGCACGCGGAGGAGCGUCUCGCUAGGAUUAAACCGACAAGCGCUCUUUUGAGAAAGGCGGAGCCAGUUUUGAGACGAAAUAUGUUAAAUGCGAACGAACAGCAGGAAAUCGACGACGACAUCAGCAAUUGGAUGUGCGAGAUGCAAUCUCGUGAGAAAGAUUUGGACGAAGGAAAAGUUAUCCUUACUGACGAGCCCUGUCUACAGCCAGAAAUUCGACAGAUAAAAACAAAUAUUACAAAGGCUAAAAAAACGAAGAUCAACGAGAAAAAAUGCAAACCCAAACGAAUUGCCUCGUGUGAUUAUGGGGCUUGGGAUAAAUACGACGUUGACACAGAAAUAAACAGGAUAGACCUGCAAGACGAGCAACGACAGGCCGAAAUGAAGAGAAUCCAGGAACAGCGAAAAGAACUAGAUAAAAUGGCAUAUAAAACGACAGUUGAUAAACCUUCAUUAACUGGUACGGAACUUAACGUAAUGGCGGAACAAGAAAGAGAAAAAGGGAAUGAAGCUUUCAGAGCGGCUGAUUACGAGGAAGCUCUUCGGCAUUACAACGCUAGCAUCGACAUAAACUCAAAUCUAAAUGCCUACAACAAUCGUGCUAUGACAUUUAUAAAGCUGCAGCAUUAUAAGGACGCGCUUAACGACUGCAACACGGUACUCAGUAUGGAUUACAGAAAUAUCAAAGCGCUCCUUCGUCGAGCAUUAUCCCUGGAGCAUCUAGAAAAACCGCACGAGGCUCUGGUAGAUUACGAAGCUGUGUUAAAAUUAGAGCCAACUAAUAAAACAGCAAUAUCCUAUAUAAACAAGUUGAAAAAGCCAUGCAAGUCGAGGAAAAUAAGGAUGAAGAUCGAAGAAAAUAUGAACGAUGAUGAAAACAAGAGCGAGCAUAUAAAAACGAAGAGAACUGUGAAAACAAACAGCAUCGAGUAUUCAAAACUGAGUGUUAACAGCGAUAUAUGUUAUUGCGACAGAGCGCCAGGACCGUCGCGAAGUAUUGCAACGAAACCGCAUUUAAAAGCGAGUUACUGCGUGGAAACCAAGAGCAACAAAGUGAUGGCAGUAGAAGCAGCAGUAGCGGAUACCGUAGCAAAUAAAAGCAACGAGAAAACAACACGCGAUUCAUCGAGCGGUGAUAAAUUAUCACCUGUUGCGAGGAAUUUCGGCGCCAAAAAUAAAACGACGAGAUCGCAAGACUUCGAGAGCGAGGAUAUUUUCACGAUUUCACGCGAAUCAUUUCCCGGACUACGUGGCGCAAAGGGUAGAUUGGAGAAGUCGAUCUUUUCAUGCGUGUCGUCGCCUAUGAAUAAAACGAAGCCAUCCACAGUUAUCAUUGAAGAGCUUCCGAGCGACGAAGCGUACGAGAAAUCGAUGGAACCUGCCAACUCUGGCAAAGUAAAGAAAGAAGCAAAGAAAGGAACGAGUCCGGUAGAAGAAAAAAAUGCAACAAAGAAAUCAUGUACGAAUAAAAAUAAGGAAUCAAUCUUUCUCGAAAAAGAGAGUAAAACUGAAACAAACUCAAAGUAUAGCCAAAUUCAGGCUGAUAAGUAUGAGAAAUCAAAGACUAGCGGUAACGAAGUAAGGAUAAAAAUGAAAAAAAAGACAAAAGAGGAGAGUGAUAUGCUGUUAAAUCAAAAAUCAAAUAUAGACAAGAACAAAAAAUUAACUUCUGGAAAGGAAGGCAAGACUAAAGCGAGUACAUUUAACAAAAUUAUUACUAACGAGUGUCAAAUAAAAAACAAAUUGGAAAUGGAUUUUCAGAAACUGAACAUCGAAUCUCCUUACGAAUUUUUAUGUCUAUGGCAGUCUCUGAAGGAUGAUGUUAAUCUAGAGUUGCACGCAAAACUUUUGCGAUGUAUAGCACACGAGGACAUGAAUAAAAUUAUAGGCAACAAAUUAGAUGCAGCGAUGUUCAGCCUCAUUUUGCGUUGCUUGGAUCAACAAUUUUGUACGCCGAAAGACACGGAAUUGCUCACGAAUCUGUUAUACUCUCUGAGCCGAUUGAGUCGGUUCUCCAUUAUCAGUAUGUUCAUGGAUUCUGGGGAUAAAAAAGCCCUGGGAAAUAUAUUACGUUUCCUAGAAAAGGAGAAUUCACCCAAGGUCUCGCAAUUACGUCAGAUCUAUGUUACUUGAAGACCGCAUUAGCGUCAUCGAAUACCUAUAUGAAUACACGUUAAUCUCGAAUAAUUUAAUUAUUUAACAAAAAGGACGGAAUGCAAAUUUAAUACAUUGCAAACAGGAAUACGUUCCGUUUCAUGCAUGAUACGCAUUAUAUAUCACUUUAUUUUUGUUGUUCACUGAAUAUUAAAAAGAAUAAAAUGAUAUAUCAUAAAACGGAGCGCACCCCAGAAAUGUAAAUGUAGAAUACUCACAAUGAGCAGAAUAUCUCGGUAGGCGACAAGCGGCAAUUUUCCGCACAAUUAUGUUAAAUCUAUUACUUGAAAACUGCGUUAAAGUUAUCGAAUAUCUACAUAUAUGUACAUAUACAUUAACUCUGAAUAAUUUGAUUUUAACAAAAAAAAAAGACAAAAUGUGCAAAUUUGAUACAUUAGUUGCUUUCCAUUUAUACCAAUUCUCAGAUAAUUCUCACUUGUGUCGUCAUAACUCAGUUGAAUGCGCAUUCCUUUUACAUUCUGACAAAUGAGAUUCAACUGAAUUUUUACUUAUAAUCUGCCUAUAAGGCCCAGUUUCACAACUGAUAUGUUACUUAACUCUUUACUGAUUCUACAAUGAGUCGGUAGUUGGUAGUCCUAAGUCCUUAUCAGUGAAGUUGACCAAUAGACAAUUGUACAACCGACAUUGAUUGGUCAA